AUGGGGAAAGAGGCUGCCUGCUGCUGCUGUGUUCGUGCAGGCAGGGAGGGGCUCGGCUGGGGCUGUGGCCGGCCGCGGAGGCUCGCAGCAGCGCUCCCGCUCCUCGCCCAAGCGGCAGCAGCGGUGGCUGCUGGUGAUGGCCGGUCGGAGCGAGCAGGCAGUGGCGGCGGUCGUCGUGCACGCACGCGAGCAGGGGCGCGGGACAGGGCGGCGCAGGGCCACGGGCCAGGGCGGCGGCGUGGGAACGGGGCCGGGACGCGGGACGGUGCCGUGGUGACUCCGGGUAGCCGGAGACGAAGGAGAAGACCGCGUCCAUGGUGA
Messenger RNA from Miscanthus lutarioriparius, 321 nucleotides. The record is from the annotation of a GenBank genome assembly. NCBI's taxonomy places the organism in Eukaryota, Viridiplantae, Streptophyta, Magnoliopsida, Poales, Poaceae.